GCUCCCCGCUGAUUGGUCCGUGCCUCGCAGCUCCUCUCUUCCUCGUCGGUGAAGCCUCUGAAGGGUCGGUCACGGCUCAAACUGCUGGUAGUACCCGUUUGUCGCAGUCCUUUUCACAAAAUGACAACAGAGUCACAGACUAAGGAGCUGUUCAGGAGAGCAGAAGCUGUCUGUUUUGAUGUAGACAGCACAGUCAUCAAAGAGGAGGGCAUCGAUGAACUGGCCAAAUUCUGUGGCGUAGGGGAUGCAGUCACUGAAAUGACUCGAAAAGCGAUGGGUGGCUCCAUGACAUUUAAAACAGCCCUGACUGAGCGUCUCUCCAUCAUCAGAUGUUCCAGAGAACAAGUUAACAAACUGAUAACAGACCACCCCCCUCAGCUGACUCCAGGGAUCAGGGAACUGGUGGACCGCUUGCACCAGCGCAACAUCAAAGUUUUCCUCAUAUCAGGUGGCUUCCGUUGCAUUGUUGAACAUGUGGCCACUCAGCUAAACAUUCCUUUGCAUCACGUCUACGCCAACCGGCUCAAGUUCUACUUCAACGGGGAGUAUGCAGGUUUUGAUGAGAGCCAGCCCACUGCUGAGAGUGGCGGAAAAGGAAAAGUCAUCAGCAUGCUGAAGGAACAGUAUGGCUUCAAGACUGUGGUGAUGAUCGGAGAUGGAGCCACUGACCUGGAGGCCUGCCCUCCUGCUAGCGCUUUCAUUGGAUUCGGUGGAAACGUUACCAGGCCACAGGUUAAGGACAGGAGUUCGUGGUACGUCACAAGUUUCGGCGAGCUGCUGAAGGAGCUGGAGAAGAUCUAAAAGAACUUACUGAUUUUUAUAUUUGCACCUAAGGAUGUGCUGAUUUUUUUAUCCAGUGCACAUUUUUCCUUAGAUAUAUAAUAGAUUUUUUUAAUGCAAGAAAAUGUUUACACUAGUGACACCAAUUUUGUCUUCAUGGGGUCGUUUUCCUUUUGAUUUUUAUACUAGAAAAUAACCAAACUGUCUAUAUGGAAGUCAGGAUGGAGAUUUUAGUGUCUUUUGCACUUAAGCAUUAAAGUCUUAGGCUAAGCUAAUAUAACUCCUGCAUAUUAUGGUAUGUGCAAUGAGCAAUAGAAUGUUUUAAUUCUGUUUGGAUACUAAAAGCUGUAACCAUGUAAAUCGGUGUAUAACCUCAGUAUUAAACACAAGUACAGGCUAUGAAAAAUGAUUGAAUUAUUUUAAUCACUGUUGGCAUUUUUUCUUUCCCAUUAUACUUUUUCCCUUUGAGCUGCUCAAGAAAAACAAGAUAAAACAUGCUUCCUGUACAGUAAAAUCAGAUAUUACACUAAGUUGCAGUCUGCUUCACAGAGCCAUUGAUAGAUAACAUGUUUAUCAUACAUAAUUUAUGCCCAUUAAAAUAUGAU
Messenger RNA from Sphaeramia orbicularis (orbiculate cardinalfish), 1385 nucleotides. It is a transcript of the gene psph, whose product is annotated as phosphoserine phosphatase. The record is from RefSeq and is a predicted model, not a curated record. Bases 121 to 801 code for a protein of 226 amino acids. Gene Ontology annotation, cellular component: cytoplasm. The transcript is spliced from 6 exons. Gene Ontology annotation, biological process: dephosphorylation; L-serine biosynthetic process. Lineage: Eukaryota; Metazoa; Chordata; Actinopteri; Kurtiformes; Apogonidae. Gene Ontology annotation, molecular function: L-phosphoserine phosphatase activity; magnesium ion binding.